Sinocyclocheilus anshuiensis is the source of this 1710-nucleotide messenger RNA. RefSeq names its product ADP-ribosylation factor 4-like. Gene Ontology annotation, molecular function: GTP binding; GTPase activity. The coding region runs from base 33 to 944 and encodes 303 amino acids. The transcript has 10 exons. NCBI's taxonomy places the organism in Eukaryota, Metazoa, Chordata, Actinopteri, Cypriniformes, Cyprinidae. The record is from RefSeq and is a predicted model, not a curated record.
AAACAGCUUUUUCAUCUUGCUGUAUCAAAAACAUGGGCAUCUUCUUCUCCAACCUUUUCUCGCGUCUCUUGAAGAAAAAAGAUAUGAGGUUGCUUAUGGUUGGUCUGGACGCAGCAGGCAAAACAACAGUCCUCUACAAACUCAAACUCGGUGAAGUUGUCACAACUAUUCCAACUAUUGGUUUUAAUGUGGAGACAGUUGAUUAUAAAAACAUCUCGUUCACUGUUUGGGAUGUCGGUAGUCAGAGUUUAAUUCGAGGCCUCUGGAGACAUUACUAUCACAACACACAGGAACUAAACGCGAUGCUGGCGGAGGACGAGAUGAGAGACGCGCUUCUGUUAGUUCUUGCUAACAAGCAGGAUUUACCCAAAGCCAUGGCGGUCCACGAGCUGACAGACAGACUGGGUUUACACGCACUGAGAGGAAGACAGUGGUUUGUUCAGGCCACAUGUGCGGUUCAAGGAUCAGUUGCAGCAGGGAAAGCAGGGAAAACCACAAUCCUCUACAAACUCAAACUGGGAGAAAUAGUCACAACAAUUCCAACGAUAGGUUUUAACGUCGAGACGGUCGAAUACAAGAACAUUUGCUUCACCGUGUGGGAUGUGGGUGGUCAGGAUAAGAUCAGGCCUCUUUGGAGACACUACUUCCAGAAUACCCAGGGUCUGAUCUUUGUUGUGGACAGUAACGAUCGUGAGCGAGCACAGGAAGCAGCAGAAGAGCUUCAGAAGAUUCUUCAGGAGGAUGAACUGAGAGACGCCGUUCUGCUGGUUUUUGCAAAUAAACAAGAUUUACCGAACGCAAUGCCCAUCAGCGAGAUGACGGACAAGCUCAGCCUGCAAGCACUCAGGAGCAGAACUUGGUAUGUCCAGGCGACCUGUGCGACUCAAGGGACGGGUUUAUACGAGGGAUUAGACUGGCUUUCCGAGCAGCUCUCCAAACACUAAACAGCACUUCCUGUUCAAGCAGGAUGUUUGCUGUUCUAAAGGACAUGAUUAGUGGAGUUGAUGUGGCACAGAAGCUGUUCAUGCAUCAUUUUCAGUUGAUUUCUACCAAAAAUCCGCCUGCUGAUGUCAAUCUACGGCAGUGCAUUUUAACAUUUUGUUCCUUUUUUAAUUCGUUGCACCUUUGACCUCGACUCUUGCAGUACUUCUGGGUUCUUGUUACAGUAAGCAUAAACAUCAAGCACUGUGUUAACAAUGAUAACUUUUUUGUAUUUAUAAAAAUGCUCUAUUUUUGCUCCCUCAACUUGAUUUAUUCCAUUAUUUUCAUUCCAAACAUUUUCAUUCCCAGGCGUUUGCAUGCCAUGCAUCCAGGGAAAUGUUCUUAGAGAAGCGUGCAUUUAAUAAAUAAAAGAUUAUUCUUAUAGUAGCACAAUUAGAGACUGGCAAUGCAUUGAUGUAAGCAUUAGUUUGAAUGCUUCUAAAAUGCAUGAGUUUAUAUUGGGAAUAGUCUGAUGUCUGUGUUGUAAAUAAGCAGCCUUUUUAUGUACGUAAUCACAGUUGCCUUAAACGUGGUGUGCUUUACUAUGUGAAUGAACUCGCCCCAAACGCUUUUGAUUUAGCAUUUCAGUUGAGAACAAACCAGUGCAAAUGUUUAAGACAAUCGACUGUUUUUAUUCCCAGCUUUUGAAAAUAUUCAAAUGGAUCAGUGCUAGGAAUCAUCUAGCUGUUACCCUUUUAAAAAAUGUAUUAAAUAUUAUGUAUAAAGUAU